Molecule: messenger RNA, 742 nt
Organism: Neopelma chrysocephalum (saffron-crested tyrant-manakin)
Lineage: Eukaryota; Metazoa; Chordata; Aves; Passeriformes; Pipridae
Product: A.superbus venom factor 1-like
Exons: 7
Source: RefSeq, a predicted model, not a curated record
CCCCCCCCGUGUCCCCUCCCAGUUCUCUGCCGCCUCUUCACCGUCGGCCACCUCAUGGAGCCGGUGGCCAAGACGGUCAUCGUGGAGAUCAAGACGCCCGACAACAUCAUCAUCAGACAAACACCCGUGUCCUCGCCCACCAAGAGCGGCAUCCUGUCCAUCAACCACAACCUGCCCGAGGUUGUCAGCCUGGGCAUGUGGACGGUGCUGGCCAAGUUCGAGGACUCCCCGGAGCAGGUUUUCACCACCCAGUUCGAGGUCAAGGAGUACGUGCUGCCCAGCUUCGAGGUGGCGCUGGAGCCGGAGGAGAAGUUCCUCUACAUCGACCGCAAGGAGGAUUUCCGGGUGUCCAUCACGGCCAGGUACCUGUACGGGAAGCGUCUCUACGGCACAGCCUUUGCCCUAUUUGGGGUCAUGGUGGACGAUGAGAGGAAGAGCAUCCCCGAGUCCCUGAAGCGCAUUCCGGUGACAGACGGGGACGGCGAGGCCGUGCUGUCCAUGGACGCUCUGCGGCAGCGCUUCCCCAACCCACAGGAGCUGGUGGGACACUCCCUCUAUGUGUCCGUCACCGUCAUCACCGAGUCAGGCAGUGACAUGGUGGAGGCCCAGCGCACUGGCAUCCCCAUCGUGACGUCGCCCUACACCAUCCAGUUCACCCGCACCCCCAAGUUCUUCAAACCAGGCAUGCCCUUUGACCUCCGGGUAAGGACACCUGGGGACAGUGGGGACGUUGGGGACAGCG